Scatophagus argus is the source of this 1159-nucleotide messenger RNA. RefSeq names its product melan-A (gene mlana). The record is from RefSeq and is a predicted model, not a curated record. The transcript has 6 exons. Bases 240 to 602 code for a protein of 120 amino acids. Lineage: Eukaryota; Metazoa; Chordata; Actinopteri; Scatophagidae. Gene Ontology annotation, cellular component: melanosome.
CGACGCCAGGGAGGCAGGGGUACAAAGCAAAGACCCCAUCACAAAUCAGAAUUAUCCCUUUGGCUGAUCCCGUUUACGUUUCGUCACGGCUGCCUGAUGUGUCUGCCAAAGCGGAAACACUCAGGAAGGCAAGAUAUUUGAGGAGUGAAAUAACACAGAGCUCCGAGGACCCAGUCUUUCUGAGAAGGCAUCCCAACCAGAGGAACUGUUCUCUGCAAUCUAAUUAUCCAAUUUGCUGGAUGCGGUGCAAUCGCACAGACGGGAUGCCUCGUGGAGACUUUAACAUUUAUUUUGCCAGCAGCCGGCGAGGAUACGUCAGAGCUGAGGAGGCAGUGGGCAUAGUUCUGCUGGUGGUCAUCCUGGCAGCUCUCCUCAUCCUGGGGUGCUGGUACUUCAAGAAGAGGAGUGGCUACAAAAUAAUCAGGAACCCCAGAUCAGGGUCUCCAGGUUACACAGGAGGCCAGUACUCAGAGGCAGGACCUUCAGCAGACAACAAAAUGGCUCUAACUGACUUUGGCAGCUUUCGACCUGUGGUUCCUAAUGCUCCUCCAGCCUACGAAAAGAUUUCUUCAGGACCGCUGCCUCCUCCCUAUUCCCCCUAAAGGACUUCUGGUGAAGAUGGACGAGAUGUCUGAAGAAGAAAGAAAAAUACUGGCGAAAAAACUCUGAACUUCAUCUUCUGUCUAAUACAUAAUCUGAUAUCACUGUAGAUAUGGUUCUUCAUAACUAAAUAUACCAAUAGGUGAAAGUAUUGUAAUCCUCACUUUGUAAAAUUUUGCACAUGAACAGACACAAUGUAUAUACUUUAGGCUGUUUCAAUAAACAAUAAAAAUGAUUUCACAAGAGUCUGUCUGUAAGGAAGAAGCUCAAACACACUUGUCAGGGACAGUCGCAUUGUUUAUUUUCAUGCAGUAACGUCCACAUUUGUUCAAUGAAAAUGUACCUAGUAAAUAUUUUUGAAAAAUCUAUGUGGUAAAAAUAAAUAAAUGUAACUUCAAAACAUUUUAUAUGGGCUCAAACAUGUAGUACAAAUUCAUCUAUUAGUUUAUUUAUAUUUCUAAAAAGGUAAAAUGUAGUUUUCAGUUACUAGUUUAAAAAAAAAAAAAAAAGACAAUGUGACAGACUUUCGAUACAGACAGUUGUAUUGUUCAAACUGACA